Messenger RNA from Hermetia illucens (black soldier fly), 2995 nucleotides. RefSeq lists its product as uncharacterized. NCBI's taxonomy places the organism in Eukaryota, Metazoa, Arthropoda, Insecta, Diptera, Stratiomyidae. The record is from RefSeq and is a predicted model, not a curated record. The transcript has 4 exons. Bases 104 to 2872 code for a protein of 922 amino acids.
UCCCGCUGCCUGUACUUCGAAGUGUUUUCGGUAUUCUGUGAUUUGUUAUUUCUAUGUUGAUAAAAUUCGUUUCGCGGGACAACUAACUGCUAAUGCAACUAAAAUGGAAAGUGCACAUGAUGUCAAGCCUCGUCUGGCUGAGGCGGCGUCUAGGCUGUCUAGCAAGGAGAUACCGUGCAUUUUCUGCAAGAAAUUGUGGGAAAGUCGGCUGACGAUUAUCAACGAUAAGAAAGAUAUUUUGGGAGCGCUAGACGCGCUUGGUGUCAAGUACGAAUCCAUACCUGGCGUCAUGGACUACGCUUGCUAUAAAUGCGUCUACAGGAUAAACGUUAUCAUCGAUUUCCGCCGGUUGCUGGAACGUAACAUUAAUAAAACCCGUGCAAAUUAUUACUAUGCCCUAGGCAAUAAGGACAUGUGUCGAAAGUUUCUUGUGUCCAAUGACGCAAAUAUUUCAAACACAGUGAACAGCGCCUCCAGCGACUGUUUGAAUCUGCUUAUAACUGAUGUACGAUCUGAACGCGAGCCAGAAAGAACUGCUGAUUUUCUUUUCGACUGCUUCAAUGAUCCUGACAUGUAUUCACUGCACUAUACGCAGGAUCGCGAUGAGAAUGCACUGAACACGCAAUCGCGGCUUCUUGAACCAAUGUUUGAAACGGAAUUCGCAGACGCAAAUAAUGGUGGGAUGCGUCGGGGCGACAGCAAGUACAAGAAUUAUAAUAACUUAAAUGAUAGCAAAUAUAAUUAUAAGUGCCAAUUUUGUACAAAAACUUAUAAGAGGGUGUAUUACUUAAAGAAACAUGAGCGUAAGCAUCGGGCUCAAUUGUUACGUAAAGAUUCGACUCGGUCAGUGGCAUUAAGCCAUACUUUCAGAUGUGAACGUUGCCAUGAUGUUUUCGAGUCGAAAGUCCUUUUGAAAAAUCAUCAAUUAUCUCAUCGACACCGCAUCAAAUGCUCAUAUUGUACAGCUGAAUUUUAUCUUCGCCAUGAUUUGGAUCUUCAUGAAGCGAAAUGCUACGGAGAAAUAAGUGCUAAGGAUGACGCGGUUAGCGUUCGAACAUAUUACACUCGGUCACGGACGAAGCCGCGAACUUCACUAGUUGAAUCUGAAAAUGAAAGCUCGGACUGUGACACGUUAUACAAGGAACGAAUGCGCAAUGUCGACGAUUGGGUUGAAAAUGUCGAUGUUAAUUACGAUCCCGAUAAUAUAACGAUUAACACUAGACACGAUGAUGAUAACAUGUCCGUAUCUUCACGUGCUUUUUCGUUUGUAAGUGCAUUUUCGCGAGCAUCUACCGCCGCGACUGGAACUAGUUAUACUGAUACGGAACGAUCAUCAAUGAUAAGUGCUCGUGUUGAAGAACGUGUAACAUAUGAAAAGCCAAAGUUCAAUAAAAAAUUGCUCUCGACAAAGUCAAGUGUUUAUGGUGGUGCAAAAAGGACGCGAAACGAAGUGAAUCGUGCUGAGCAAUUGGAACUUUUAGAUAAUUUUUUGAAUAGUCAAAGUGAUAAUGAGUAUAGUACACCCAACUGGCAACGGAUACGGAACCGUGCAAAACGGGAAAAUAAAGCAAAAGCAAACAAAGAAGGAGAAUCAAGGCCGAUAUACUACUGUCAAUAUUCAAAAUGCUAUUUCUUCCAUGAGUCGCUAUUAGGUAUUAUGGACCAUGAUAUAGAGGUGCAUUUGCAGCUUCCUUUGUAUCGCUGUACAGAAUGCUCGCUUCGAUUUACACGACCAAACUACCUUCAGUGUCACAAAAUGGACCACCCCGCCAAGCAUCAUCCGUGCCAUUUAUGUAACAACACAUUUGAAUAUAUUCACGAGCUGAAAUAUCAUUUGGAGCUUCAUGCCAUAAGGUCACAUAAGUGCCCUUUCUGUCCCCGAUCUUUUCUGAAAGAGACUGAGCUCGAAAGUCAUAUCGCGGAGAAGUCACAUCUGAACAUGGGAGGAUUUCCAGUGGAACAUCAUAGGCUGUUCGACGAUUCUAGUGGUUGUGAAGGUGAAAACCCGACCGUUCUAAGCGAAAAUUGUCCAGAAAAUUCGGGAGAUUCGAAAACUUACCAAAUUUACUAUAGGCCGCAGGUGGACACUUUGGUACCAAGAAUGAAGUAUGAGCGGGUGCGAUGGAAAUUAGCACAAGCUUUGGGAUACAGCUCCGGAAUAAAUCAACUAGCAGAAGUUGAGCCAGUUGCUCGUGAUGGAACUAAUGAGCUUCCGAUUGAGGAAAACUUGUCAAAAGAAACGACAGCAGAGAAGAAUGAUGAGUCUACAAAAGUUCCUGCGGGCGACAUAUCGUCACAGGAAGUUCCUGCGGUUGACAUAUCUUCAAAGGAGGUUCCUGCGGACGACAUAUCCUCAAAGGAAGUUCCUGCAGGCGACAUAUCCUCAAAGGAAGUUCCGGCGGACGUCAUAUCCUCAAAGGAAGUUCCUGCGGACGUCAUAUCCUCAAAGGAAGUUCCUGCAGGCGUCAUAUCCUCAGAAGUAGUUCCUCCGGGUGACUUACCCUCAAAGGAAGUUCCUGUGGACGACAUAUCAGAAGCUGAAGCAGACAAAACUGAACAACGGCCUGAAACGCCUGUAGAUUUUGAAGCUCUUGAGCUUUUUUCAACUGAUGCAAUCGAAGUCGAAGAGGUGGAUGAUGAUGAUGAUAAUAACAACGAAAUGGAAAAAGCAGAUAACAUUACACUUAGCAGAAAACGAAAAAGAGAGCAAUGGGCAAAGACUUUGAAGUUUCCGAAACUUUCUCCUUCCCUACUUGGCCCCAGCUUACCAUCAUAUUCAUCAAUAUGUGAGUCGAAAACAAGAGCUAGAAGAACUAGAUUAAGAAUAUUGCCGCUCCCAAAUAAUUCGCAACCUAGUAGGUUUCCACUCUGAUGGCAAUAAUUAUAUUUAGUCCUUUAAGAUUUUAUUGUGCAUUACACCAAGAGUUGGCAAUCAAUUUAGAAAAAGUACUUUCAUUAUUGAAUGACUGAUUAAAUGAAGAAUAUUUGAUUGCAA